This is a messenger RNA of Cygnus olor (mute swan), 5469 nucleotides long. RefSeq names its product ectonucleotide pyrophosphatase/phosphodiesterase family member 5 (gene ENPP5). NCBI's taxonomy places the organism in Eukaryota, Metazoa, Chordata, Aves, Anseriformes, Anatidae. The transcript is spliced from 4 exons. The coding region runs from base 277 to 1713 and encodes 478 amino acids. The record is from RefSeq and is a predicted model, not a curated record.
AUUCUGUGAUUCUGUGAUUCUGUUGCCUUCGGGUCUGCGGUGCGGGCCAGCAGCAGGAAUAUGCCUCUGAAGGGUCAGUUUGUUCUUAGCAGGGCUCCAGGCUAGGAUUUCAAGAGACAUGCCAGUCAGGGCAUGCAUAGGGGGAGAGAUUUAGCUGGGGAAUGAGAGCCAAUGGAGUAUAUCUUGUGUUCUACCAAAAUGAGAAACACUUUUCCAUCUUUGUAGUAAUAUCCAGGUGCCUGUUAAACUGUGACUUUUCAUAUUAACCAGGGUGCCAUGUUGCCUCAGAAGAGGGGAAGAACACCUUCCAGCAUAGCCGUGAACUGCUGUUGGAGAGUCCUGGUGACUUGCUUACUAUUUCUUCCAAGUGCUUUCUCUCUGCAGCCAGACCAUCCCAAGGUGUUGCUGGUAUCUUUUGAUGGAUUUCGAUGGGAUUACAUCUAUAAAGUCUCAACUCCCAAUUUUCAUUAUGCCAUGGAGAAUGGUGUUCACGUUAAACAGGUCACUAACGUGUUCAUAACGAAAACGUAUCCUAAUCACUAUACAAUGGUGACAGGUCUCUAUGCAGAAAGCCAUGGUAUAGUUGCUAAUGAGAUGUAUGACCCUAUUCUGAAUGAAACUUUCUCUGUGAACAACAUGGAUAGCUCCAUUCGGGAAGGUGGGAUCUAUAAUUCCAAGUUCUGGGAAGAAGCCAGCCCGAUAUGGGUAACAAACCAGAUGGAAGGACAUAAAACCGGAGCAGCUAUGUGGCCUGGAACGGAUGUGAAAAUACGUGGAGUCUUUCCGACCUAUUACAUGCCCUACAAUGAAUCUGUUUCAUUUGAAGACAGAGUUGCUAGGCUUAUCGGCUGGUUUAAAUUGGAAGAACCCAUAAAUUUUGGUCUGCUCUACUGGGAACAGCCUGAUGAGAUAAGCCAUGUUCUGGGCCCAGAAAAUCCACUUAUGGGACCGAUAAUUAGUGAUAUUGACAAGAAGCUGGGAUACCUGAUGUUUGAACUGAAGAAAGCGAAGCUGUGGAAUGUGGUAAAUGUCAUAAUCACGAGUGACCAUGGGAUGUCACAGUCAUCCUCAGAGCGGCUCAUUGAGCUUGAUCAGUAUGUGAACAGAGAGCUCUAUCGAGUCAUUGACCACUCUCCUGCAGUAGCUAUUUUGCCAAAAGAAGGCAAACUGGAUGAAGUAUAUGAAGCUCUGGCCAGUGCUCAUCCCAGCAUGACUGUUUAUAAAAAGGAGCAGAUUCCAGAUAGAUUCCACUACAAACACAACCAUAAAAUUCAGCCAAUCUUAGCUGUGGCUGAUAAAGGAUGGGAAAUUGUAUUCAAUAAGUCUGAUGGUUUUCAAUUUGGUAAUCACGGAUAUGACAACAACUUACAAGAAAUGCACCCAAUUUUUUUGGCAGUCGGGCCUGCUUUCAGAAAGAAUGUCACCAGAGAAGCCAUGAAUUCUACAGAUUUGUACCCCUUGUUGUGCCAUCUCCUCAGUAUUACCCCCCUGCCAAACAAUGGUUCAUUCAACAAUGUGAAAUAUAUUCUUGCUGAAAAGGUUCCUGUACUCUCGGGAGCAGACGUCUAUGCUACUGUUGUCGGAGUCUUUCUAGGCAGCUUUCUUGUUAUGAUUUUUUUUGCACUUUUUGUUAAGCAUUUAAUCCUCAUCCAAGCAAGUACCAUGCAAAUGCAAUGUACUGAAGCUGCCCGGCCACUCUUACAAUAUUCAUAAUGCUUGCCAGUGGAGGCACGGUGAAGUUUUAGAGUAACACUUGGUACUGUUUCUUGCUUGAUGCUUAAAAUAAGCUUGUACAAAUAAAGACUAAUAGAAGAGGUUCAGCAUAAACAUGCAGAGUAAAGGAAAACAGAUCCUGAUCCAUUGGUACACUGAAGUACAUACUAGGUACACACAGAGUGUGUUUCUGUUUCACUUUAUAAGCACUUAAUCUUUUGGAGGUACAGCUGGGAAGCUGUAUAUGUAGGUAGACUUGUAGGAAUGAGAUGUUGAGUACCUCAUUCUGAGCUGCUUUUAGGGAAAUAACAUCAACUGAAGUGCAUUUCAGGCUCUUUUGUGCUGAUUUAAUUAAUAUAUAUAUAUUAAUCUCUUAGGUUCUAUCAAGUCACUGAAUGUGACGAGGUGGUAUUGCCUUUAGCAAUCAGCUUUAAACUACUUGAUUUUUUUUUUUUUAAAGUAAAUGUAGAUCUUUACUAUUUCCACUGUCUCCUGUACACUGGACUAUAUUUUCUAGGCGUUCCUAGGAGGCUGGCAGUUUAAAUACACCAUACAAGCACAAAAGAUGUAUAUCCAAAUGGGGUCUUUUAUAUUUCUGUCACAAGAAAUUUUUUUCUGAAUAACGUCGAAUCGGUUAAGGAACAGGCAUGUGCAAGCUUGUUUCAGAGGGCUGUUGAGCUUGUUACUGGGUCUAAAAUCUGAUCUGUUACCAGAGACUGCUUGCUAGGGUGAGCUUGGCUUGCUGUCUCAUGCUUUAUCUGAUGUGUCUGGGUGGGGCCUUAGAGUUUGAUAUGGUUAGGAUUAAACACACAAUCUCAGGAAUAGCCAUAAAAAAAACCUACUCUUAAAACUAAGAAGCACACUUUGAAAGAAAGUACAAAACUGGAGUUUGUUCUUGCAGAGGAAUGUCUUUGCCAGGGAAAGUUGUUGAUUAUGAGUCAAUAAAACUGAGUCAAUAAAAGUAUGUUUCUCUGAGUCUUUUGUGGGUGUUGCUGAAAUUAAUCUUGCCCCUGUUUUUAGGGUUGUGGGGUUUUUUGUUUUCGUUCGUUUUGUUUUGUUUUGUGAGCUCACUUAGAUGGUAGAUAAGGAGCUGCUGGCUAAGGUGUGUAUGAAAGACGUGAUAUGAAGUAAGGGAAGCUGUUUAGUCAUCAGAUUUCUUUACAAACUGAUUGUGCUUUCCUCUGAGUUAGUUUUUGUUUGUGUUUAGCUUCCGAGUACAAUGCCUGAAGGAGGGAAAAAAAAAAAGAUCUUUUAAAAUUCACAGUAAUAUUCAGUCUGUUAUUCCUGUAAAAGCCAUUUAUUGCUUUAUCCGCAGCAUCCAGCAGAGGGCAAAGAUGGGAACCUCUUGGCCUUGGAGAUGUGCUGUGCCUAGCUAAUGCUGUGCCUAACCAGCUCAGACUGCAGAUGGGAGGGUUGCCAGCAGGCCUAGCAAGACCGACGGCAAGCUGAGUUAAGUCCAGAAUUUAUUUUGCUAAGCUUAAUUCCUGACUAAACGAAUGGCAUCCAGGUGAGUUCAGAAGUGAGCUUACUGCCUCGGUGGCAGUUCUGCAGUGCCACACGACUUACUGCUCUGCUCUCUGCUGUGCAGUCAUCUCUUGGUUUCCUCUGCCAUUUCAGGACGCUUGCAUGGCAUUCAGCUGUCUUGCAGACAUGGAAAGUUUCCAGAGGCCACAGCUAGGUGCAGAGAAAAGGCUUGAGAGGGAAGGGAGUGGAUAUGCCAACCUAAGGUCAAGCUGUAACAGCAGCUUUAGGAAGGCAGGAGCCCCUGGUGUGGGGAUGUGAAGUGUUUUGUACCUUGAGCUAACUCAUCUCUGCGGUUCUGCUGUUACUGUUCUGUGUUCUUUUGUUUUCUUGCCUUGCCGUUUUCCUAUGAAAACACCAAAGGGAAACCUCUGGGGUAGCAGUGCCUGACAUUGGAAAGCUGGCCCUUAGUGGAGCAGCCCCUUAUGUAGGCCUGGGGUUUGAUUUGCUGACGCCAACCAAAACUGAAGGAUCGAGUUGAAAACUGGAGGCAGUAGUGAUGUUCUCAGUAGUUUCUAGGGAGGUUUGGAAAGUCUGAGUAGCAAACCUAGAUUUCUAAAUUGUUACUAAUCCCUUUCCCCCACCUACUGUCCAAAAUGGAUGGCAGUUGACUACAUUAUUCUUUAUUUACAACUUGAAAACUAAUUGCAGUGCAAACUCAGCUUGUGUUUAAAGACAGAUUGACAUUUUGAUGUUACGGGAGUAACAAUGAAUAUUGGAGAUGAACUUCCUCUCGAGGUGUCAUAAUCCCCCCAUCCUCUGUAGCUUCUUCAGUCACCCUGUUUGGGGCCCGUUGGAACAUGCUGCUUUAACAGAAGUUGUCUUUAUUGCGGUAGUUUCAUAGCAAUGCUUUUGGCAGAUGUGAAAAUAACCGCAUUAUUUUCUCAGAGAUGUGUAUUCAACUCUUUUCUUACUGUGACAGGUGUAGUCCUACAGUCAGCCAAGGUGACCCUUGAUUUUAAGGAAGGGGCAAGGUCAGCGUUACUCAGCCCUGCUGGGAUUUAUUCACAUGACAAGAAAAGCAAUUGGUUUCCACUGACAAAGAGUUUGGGAAACACAAUAUUCAAAGCAGGCUGGGACCGUAACCAUGAGAACUCUUCUCAGUUUAACUGCCUUGUAUUGCUCUGUAAAGCCUUUCUUUGAAGAGGGUAAAAUGAUAGCUUAUAGGAAACCGAAGGGAGCCUUUCAGCAUUCAGGUAUUUCGGUUUGGGUUUAAACAUGUUCCCUUCAUUGUUUUUUGUGUUUGCAGAUAUCUCUUUUGUAGCUACCUUGUGAGGAUGCUUGCCCAGACAGUGCUAAACACUGUUUUAAGAUUGUGUCUGUACAUUUAGUGAAAUUGAAAGAACAUGUGAUACCACUGGAGAAAAAUACCAACUUUUCAGACUUGUGAUGUGAGAUUGAUUCUUCAGGCUACCUUUUUGGCUGGGGAGGACGUGGGGUUUGGUUUCUGUGUAUGUGAUACUUCUUACGAUGUAUGAACACGUCGACUGGAAAGUGGAGAUGAGUAUAGUGUAUACCACUUGUAGCUUAAGCUUGGGGACUGAGAAGCUUGCGUGCAUGAUAUUGUCCUUCACUAUUGACCUGUGAAGCAUACUUUGAGAUGCCAAAUACUUCUUUCCUGCUCAGAAAUGUUGAAGUUGAAAUAUAUCUUUGUUGUAGUGCUACUGAGCACUGAGUGCUCGCUCAAUUUAAAAACAAUGUUUUGGAGAAGAAUGAACUUAAAUCAUAUGGAUCCCAAAUAUUUCUUGUACUCUGCAUAGCAUAUGUCUUCAUUAAAAAUAACUAGAAGUGUAGCAGGAUUUAAGAAUUUUUGGUCAAGGUUCUUAUGCAAAAGACUCCCUUGCUUCCUACCUUGCUACUGAAUAUAGGAGUAACAGGUAUGUUACCAGCAGCAGUAAUACAUUUUUAUUUAUUUUUUAAAUCAAAAAAUUCUUCCAAGCUGCCUUUGUAGAGCCGCAGUAAUACUGUUUAAAAUAAAUUAAAUAACAAUCUCAAAAAAAACAAAGGCACAAAAGCUGGCUUUUAUAAAGCAAAGAGCUGUGCAACGUGACACUUCAGGCAUGUGAGACAAUCCUGAGCUGCAUGGGGCAGUGACCAACACGCAGUUUGAGUCCUGCUGUUAAUCUUCCCAGCUUAAGUUAUCACCACAGAUGCAGUCUUGAUCCUACCUAUGCCGAUGUAUGUACCUUUCAAGAAAUGAAAUGUCUGUAAUACAGAAAGGUUAUUUUAAGCAUU